UUACUUCACGGUUGCUAAUUUCCAUCUCAGAAGUAACUUUUUACCACUGACUACUACUAGGUAGGUCUCUACGAAAUAUAAAAUAUCCCCAUAGAAAAAAAAUCACUAACAAACAAUCGACUAUUGUGGUAAGCUGUUUUUUUAAACAGCCACUAACAUAAUCAGCUAAUAAAAGCAGAGCUGAAAUGCGCGGUUAAUUGUAUGAGAAUCCAAAUUAAACACCCGCAUCUUCUGCUGAUCCAACAUCUGCUUUAGCCUGGCCCCAGCACACGACAAGCUCACUGCUACAGAAGAUCUGCUUCCAUCAGAAGGUUCGUCCAAGUGUGGGAAUGGCACUGGUCGAGGGGAUAGCCACUUCAAGUGUACUUGUGUUUUACGUGAACGGGGUCAAGGUGGAAGAUGGUAACGUGGACCCCGAGAUGACGCUCCUGACCUACCUCCGCACCAAACUCCGACUGACCGGAAGUAAACUCGGCUGUGGAGAAGGCGGAUGUGGUGCCUGCACAGUCAUGGUGUCUGAAUAUGAGCCUGAGAAGAAUCAAAUCAAACACUAUAGCAUCAACGCCUGUCUGGCUCCCGUCUGCUCCAUGCACGGACUGGCUGUGACCACAGUGGAGGGGAUAGGGAACCUCAGCAACAUACACCCCGUACAGGAGAGGAUCGCUAGGUUCCACGGGUCACAGUGUGGUUUCUGCACCCCCGGCAUUGUGAUGAGCAUGUACACGCUACUGAGGAACAACAACAACCCAACCACCAGGGAGAUGGAAGAAUACUUUGAUGGGAAUCUAUGUCGCUGUACAGGUUACAGGGCCAUCUUAGACGGAUUUAGAACUUUUACUAAGGAGUUCAAAUGUGCCAUGGGCGAGAACUGCUGCCAAAAUAAAAGUUCGAAUCAGAUCGUAGCUAAUGGUAGUGCCAGCAACGGUCACGUGAAUGGCAGCGUCACUAACGGUGGUGAUGACGUCACAGACUGUGCUACACGCCACAGAUUGGAGAUCAUUGGACCAAAGAUAGAUAACCUAAAGCCUUAUAAUCCUAACCAAGAGCCGAUAUUUCCACCUGACCUAAAGGUGAACUACCAGAAAUACCACAGAGACUCGCUUCACUUCUCUAACGGAAAUGUCGCCUGGGUACAGCCCCAGACAUUAGAACAACUUCUCAACCUGAAGGCUAAAUAUCCUAAGGCUAAAAUUAUGGUCGGAAAUACGGAAAUAGGGAUCGAGACAAAGUUCAAGAACAUGAAGUACCCAGUCCUAGUGUCAGCCACGCAGGUCAAAGAACUGCUCACCCUGUCGCACGUGCCAGAUGGUCUGAGGGUCGGGGCCUCGGUCACACUCUCACAGCUACACGAGGAACUUCUGAGGUCAAUCAACUCUCUACCUGAGUAUCAAGUGGGCGUUUUUGUGGCUAUGGCUGAGAUGUUGAAAUGGUUUGCCAGUCACCAGAUCAGGAAUGUAGCUUCAGUUGCUGGGAAUAUAAUGACUGCAAGUCCAAUAUCAGACCUAAACCCCCUGUUUUUGGCCUCUGGGACUUCAGCUGUGGUCCAAUCUAAAGAAAGAGGUCGCAGAGUUUUAAAAAUAGACAAGAACUUCUUCUGUGGCUACAGACAAACAUCAGUGGCAGAAGAUGAGAUCUUGGUGUCAAUCACAAUACCCUACACCAAGAAGGGCCAGUUUUUUAACGGUUACAAACAGGCCAAUCGGAAGGAUGAUGACAUAUCCCUAGUUAAUGCAGGUAUGAUGGUGACCAUAUCAGAGGCUAACAAGAUCACAGGCUUGACACUGGCUUAUGGAGGGAUGGGGAUCAAAACUCUACUUGCAAGCAAGGCAAUGGAAAGUGUUAUAGGAGAUGAAUGGAAUGACAAGCUGGUGACUAAAGUUUGUGACUUGUUGUCUGCUGACCUGCCACUGACACCAGGGGCACCUGGUGGUGUUGUAGAAUACAGACGGGCAUUGACCAUGAGUUUUUUCUUCAAGUUUUAUGUCUACGUCUACGAGAAAAUACACAGAACCCGUAAUUUCCUAGACCUGAGUUCAAUUCAGCCAUUGGAAGCUUCAACAAGUACCUCGAUGCAGGUGGUGGGAGGAACAGAUUCUAGAGAAUCAUUAGAGUGUGUUGGGAAAUCCAAUGUCCAUUUGUCAGCUUUACAGCAGAGCACUGGAGAGGCUGUCUAUAUUGAUGAUAUGGCACCAGAGGAGGGAGAACUCUUCAUGUCGCUUGUGACCAGUACCAAAGCUUAUGCUAAGAUACUCAGCAUUGACCCCUCUGCUGCUCUGAAUGCCCCAGGUGUUGUAGAUUUUGUGUCUGCCAAGGAUGUCCCAGGUGCUAACCACUUGGGGAUAGUCAUGCCUAAGAUCUUUGAAGACACUGAGGUGACCUGUCAGGGGCAGAUAAUUGGUGCCAUUGUUGCUGAUACCCAUGAUCAUGCUAGAAGUGCAGCUAAACUUGUGAAGGUGGAAUAUGAGGAGAAAAGACCUCUGAUCAUCACCAUGAAUGAUGCUAUCAAACACAAGUCAUUUUUCAAUCCUGAAAAAACUUUGACCAUUGGUAAUGUUGAAGAGGGAUUUAAAUCCUGUGAUCACACCCUAGAGGGGAGUGUUAGAAUCAAUGGACAGAAUCAUUUCUACCUGGAAACUAUGUCCACCAGAGUUUUCCCUAGAGAAGAUAAGGAAGUGGAGGUGUUUACAUCUACCCAGAAUCCCUCAGAAGUACAGGCACAGAUUUCAGAGGCUUUAGGUGUGCCUUUAAAUAAAGUUGUCAUACGAGUAAAAAGGAUUGGUGGUGGUUUUGGUGGGAAAGAAAGCCAGGGAGCUUUGUGUGCUGUGCCCACAGCUGUAGCUGCAAGAAAAUUAGGAAAACCAGUGCGCUGCAUAUUUGAAAGAGAUGAAGAUAUGGUAGCCACAGGAAAUAGACAUCCUUUUAUGGGAGUGUAUAAGGUUGGCUUCACAUCAAAUGGAAAGAUUAUGGCCCUUGAUUUAGAGCUAUACAACAAUGGUGGAAACAGUGUUGAUCUUUCCCUUGCAGUAUUAGAAAAAGCAGUUCUUGAAACUGAUUCCUCCUAUCGCUUUGAAAACUUGCGAGUUAUUGGGAGAAGCUGUAAAACAAAUAUUAUGUCCAACACAGCUUUCAGAGGAUUUGGUGGAGUCCAGGCUAAUUUUAUACUUGAAUCUGUAAUGGAUGAUAUUGCUGCUUUUCUGAAAGAGGACCCUGUUCAGGUUCGACAAAAAAACUUUUUCCAACCUAAAGAUGUAUCACACUUUAACAUAUCAGCUGGUGGAGACUGCAUCAGGAGAUGUUGGGACAUGUGUAUGAGUAAAAGUGAUUACAUUCAUAGAAGGAAGGAAGUUGAUGAUUACAAUGAAAAAAAUCGUUGGAAAAAGAAAGGAAUUGCUGUUACUCCGCUAAAAUUUGGAAUUUCUUUUGCUCUUAAACAUAUGAAUCAGGCUGGUGCCUUAGUGCACAUUUAUAAAGAUGGUUCAGUUCUAAUAGCACAUUCUGGUAUUGAGAUGGGCCAGGGGCUACAUAUUAAAGUUAUGCAGAUCGCUAGUGAGGUUUUUGGGUUACCUCUGUCCAGAAUUCAUAUCCAAGAAACAUCUACAAGCACCGUACCAAAUACGUUUCAAACAGCAGCCAGUGUUAGCACUGAUCUAAAUGGAAUGGCAGUCAAGUAUGCUUGUGAGACAUUGAAAGACAGACUAUCACCUUAUAUAAAAGCCAAGCCAAAAGCCAGCUGGGAUGAAUGGGUAAAAGAUGCCUUCUUGGACAGGGUGAGCUUGUCAUCCACAGGAUUCUAUGGAACCCCAGAUGUAGGUUAUGACAUAGAAACCCAUACUGGAAAGCCCUUUGCCUACUAUACUUUUGGGGCAGCUUGUACGGAGGUGCAGAUUGAUUGCUUGACUGGAGACCACAAGCUACUACGAACUGAUAUUGUAAUGGACAUAGGCCAAAGCAUUAACCCAGCCAUCGAUGUCGGACAAAUAGAAGGAGCAUUUACACAGGGCUGCGGACUCAUGCUGUUGGAAGACAUCAAAGUGACUCCUGAUGGAACUCACCUAACCAGAGGCCCAGGAAACUAUAAAAUUCCUUCAUUUGGAAAUAUCCCUGCCAAAUUUAAUGUCUAUUUUGUACCAGACAGUCCAAAUCCUAAAGCUGUAUUCUCAUCUAGGGGCAUAGGAGAACCCCCUCUACUUCUUGCAUCCUCUGCAUUAUUUGCUAUCAAGGAUGCUAUAAGAGCAGCAAGGAAAGAUGCAGGAGAGUCAAAUAGGUUUACUCUACACAGUCCUGCAUUGCCAGCAAACAUACGCAUGGCUUGUGCAGACUCGUUUAGCUCUUUAAGCCAGUUUCCUGAAAUUAAUGAAGAUUCUUAUCAACCUUGGACUGUGGAUUUGUAAUGUUCAAGAACAAAAAUGGACACAGAAGUAAAAAAAAAUGUAUUGUUAAUUAAUCAGAAAUGUUUACAAAUUCAUUAAUUGAUAACAUUUAAAUAAUAAAGACGCAUAAUCAGCUUUAAUUUUGCCACCAGC
Molecule: messenger RNA, 4523 nt
Organism: Physella acuta
Lineage: Eukaryota; Metazoa; Mollusca; Gastropoda; Physidae
Product: xanthine dehydrogenase/oxidase
Molecular function (GO): molybdopterin cofactor binding; iron ion binding; 2 iron, 2 sulfur cluster binding
Source: RefSeq, a predicted model, not a curated record